Hemicordylus capensis (graceful crag lizard) is the source of this 2555-nucleotide messenger RNA. RefSeq names its product protein kinase AMP-activated non-catalytic subunit gamma 1 (gene PRKAG1). NCBI's taxonomy places the organism in Eukaryota, Metazoa, Chordata, Lepidosauria, Squamata, Cordylidae. The coding region runs from base 143 to 1132 and encodes 329 amino acids. The transcript is spliced from 12 exons. The record is from RefSeq and is a predicted model, not a curated record.
CCCUUUCCCCCACCCACUUCCUGUCACGUGGGCUACCUUACUGGCGGAAGCGAGGGCGGAAGGACGUCGAGGUUCUGCUGGGGCGGCAACUGCAGAGUUCGCUGGCUCCCCCUCGGCGAGUGAGGGGGGAGCGACGGGGAUCAUGGAGGCGGGCACCAUUUCUGAGAGUGAGCUGGAGAAAAGCCUCCCUUUGCCAGAAGAUGGGGAUUCCAGUGGUGGCAUCUACACGUGCUUCAUGAAGUCACAUCGCUGCUAUGACCUCAUCCCAACAAGCUCCAAGCUUGUUGUGUUUGAUACUUCACUGCAGGUGAAGAAAGCCUUCUUUGCAUUAGUAACCAAUGGUGUGCGGGCUGCACCCCUUUGGGACAGCAAAAAGCAAAGCUUUGUGGGAAUGCUUACAAUUACAGACUUCAUCAACAUCCUGCACCGCUACUACAAGUCAGCCAUGGUGCAGAUAUAUGAGCUGGAGGAACACAAGAUUGAAACAUGGCGAGAAGUCUACCUGCAAGACUCGUUCAAGCCGCUGGUUUGCAUUUCACCCAGUGCCAGCCUGUUUGAUGCUGUCACCUCUCUGAUCCGGAACAAGAUCCACCGGUUGCCCGUCAUCGACCCUGACUCCGGGAACACGUUGUACAUCCUGACACACAAGCGCAUCCUCAAGUUCCUCAAGCUCUUUAUUGCAGAGUUCCCUAAGCCAGAAUUCAUGUCCAAAUCCCUGGAAGAGCUGAAGAUCGGGACGUAUGAAAACAUUGCAAAGGUCCACACCAAUACUCCUAUCUAUGUUGCGCUGGGCAUCUUUGUGCAGCACCGGGUCUCUGCAUUGCCUGUGGUGGAUGACUCAGGGCGAGUCGUGGAUAUUUAUUCCAAGUUUGAUGUCAUUAAUCUGGCAGCGGAGAAAACCUACAACAAUCUGGAUGUGACCGUGACCAAGGCGCUGCAGCAUCGCUCACAGUAUUUUGAGGGUGUGCUCAAGUGUUACAAGCAUGAGACGCUGGAGACCAUCAUCAACCGGCUGGUGGAAGCUGAGGUUCACCGGCUGGUCGUGGUGGAUGAAAGCAAUGUGGUGAAGGGUAUUGUUUCCCUCUCAGAUAUUCUGCAGGCCCUGAUCCUUCCUGAUGGCCAGAGGCCCUGACUGCAGGAGGGCAGAGCUCCCCAGGGGCCUGUGUGCAGCACCUCUUCCAUUUCUGCAUCACUCUCUUGGCUUGGCAGUGGCCCUGUGAAGGAGGCUGGGCAGCCCAGCGACAAGCCAAGCCCCUAGGACUGGCUCCCUUGACAUUUCCCUCCCUACUCGCCUGUGGGUCUCUUUCUUUUCCCAUUUGAUUGUAAAGAAUCCCUGAGACCUGCUGUACCUUGGAGUAGGUACACUGCUCGAGCGCUCAGGGUGGAGAUCAACUGGAUAAUACUGACCACACACGUGGGUGGGAGGAAGAUGGGACAGGCGUCCUGGCAGUAUGCGAAGGAAGGUGUUGGAGGGCCAUAUAAAUUUCAAAAAAUCACAGGCUAUGCUCUGGAGCUCAGGGGACAUCUGAUCUACAGCACAAUUUAAAAAACAACAACAAUGUAGUACCUGGCAGCUCUUGAGUGGGUGACCUUUGUAUUUGCACACAUUUGCAUGCCAUGUGUGUAUAAGAGGAAGUGUGUGAGAGUGUGAAUAAUCAUCACCCUAGUGCCACUUGUAACUUCCACUAAGCAAUAUCCUUCCUUUUGCAGUCUCCCAGGUGGGAAUGCUCUCUGCUUUGUAGUUCCCAUCACCACCUUCCCCCUAGCAGGGCCAGUACUCAUGCUGUGGGCUCCUGAAUGAAACAACUUCUAUCUUCCCAGGAAGUGAAUCCCUUGCUGGAUCAGUGUGGUGGGCAAUGCUUCGUCCUGUGUGGAGCAUUGAAACUGCCAUUGAUCUGUGUAGGGGAAACUUGGUUAGUUCCUCUUCCUCCAUCCCUGGCCUCAAUCUUGUGUUUCAGUUGUCCUACCACCUUAACUGUGGGAAUGCAGUAAUCAGUCCUCUGUUUGUGCCCUGGGAGAGAGAAAUCCAGAGUUCUGAAAAGGUGAUAUAAUUGUGGACAGUGGCGGUGGGAGGAAUACAAGUAUGAGUGUCUGAGAGAAUCAGAACAUGAUUCUCCCUUACCAAACAGAAGAGGUGGAAUUGUAGCCUCUCCUCUCCCCCACUGUGCAAGAUUUUAGCUGUGCAAAAGUGGUUUCUGCCAUAAGUUCCUCUACUUUUGCACAUUCCUACAAGCCUUCCCCAUGUAAAUUAUUCAGCAUGUAUUUUUAUAAAACCCUUCUUCCUAUCUUUGAUGUUUUAUUUGUGCCCUUCCUCUUUUUGAGGGAGGGAGGCACUCUCCUGGGCUGCAUCGCCACACUCCACCUCACCUGGACCUGGAAGCUUUGGUUUUGGUCCACCACGCCUGGGACCUAAGGAAGAGAAGGCUUUCAAAAUUAUUAUUAUUAGUAUUCCAAGAUCAUGCAGGGGAUCCUCCUGGACCCUUUCUUCUGUGUGGUGUGUCAAUUCCUACUUGUUUUAUUGAGAUUCUGUACUUAAUAAAAAUCAGGGUGUCACA